Messenger RNA from Magnolia sinica, 2189 nucleotides. RefSeq names its product protein WVD2-like 7. NCBI's taxonomy places the organism in Eukaryota, Viridiplantae, Streptophyta, Magnoliopsida, Magnoliales, Magnoliaceae. The record is from RefSeq and is a predicted model, not a curated record. Bases 150 to 1844 code for a protein of 564 amino acids. The transcript is spliced from 9 exons.
AAAUUCAGCUUUGCGCCGCUUUCAAGGGACUAAAACUAGAGAGAGAGAGAGAGAGAUUCAAAGGAGAGGCAAUAUUCUAGAGGCCUUCCCUAUUCAUUCUUGCUGCCGCUGCAAAGACAAAGACAGAGGCAAAGGCAAAGGCAAAGGCAAUGGCAGAAUCAGCUUGUCUAAUGCAACAAAACUGCUUCUCUCAUUCCACUGACAACAACUCCCUUCAUCACCACAGUCAACAGGUGGAUCCAGUCCCUGUAUUGGAAGGAUCCAUUACCUUUGGAAGGUUUGUGUCAGAAUCUCUAGAUUGGGGAAAAUGGUCAUCCUUCUCUCAUAACAGGCACUUGGAAGAGGUGCAGAAAUACUCCACCCCGGGUUCUGUUGCUCAGAAGAAAGCUUACUUUGAGGCCCAUUACAAGAGAAUUGCUGCUCAAAAGGCGGCAGCAUUGCUUGAGCAAGCAAAUGCUGAGGGGAAUAGUCUCUCAGAACAAGAAGAGAAUGACGGAGUUCAGAAGGGCAAUGCACCAGAUUCAGCCACUGGAGAAAUUGCUGAUAACAGCUUUGACAUUGUAGAUAAGAAGGACAAGUUGGUGGAAUCAAAUAGCAAUUCACGUGGUGAUAAACCAGAUGAAGUUGAAUCACCUGAAAUUAACACAGGGUUCUCGACUGAAGCAAAAGGGUCAGACCUGAAUGAAAGAAUGGAUGGUUUGGAAACAGCGAAGGUUGAAGAAGCAGAUCCAUUAACUGAAGAAAAGAUUAUCAUAGAGACCCCAGUGCAGAUUCAAUCCUCGCCACAACUUGUAGAUGCAAAGAAUUACAACUGCCUAUCGGAGAAGCCACCAUUAAAGGAAAGGUUUGCUGCUAAUCAGAACUUGGCCAGAACAAAAAAGAAAUCAACAGCCACUUUGAAAUCAUCAGCUCCAAGUCAGGCAUCCAAUCUUCCUCCUUCCCCAGCAAAACCCGCAACACCCAUCCGUCCCAGAAAAGAAAAUCAUGCCACUCCAAACACUAAGAAGUCUGCAAGGGACUCAAUGGAGAAAACGAGAUCAACCCCAAAAUCAUUGCACAUGUCUAUCAAUUUUGCACCAUAUCAUGCUGGUGAAACCACUCCUUCCACAACUAGGAAGCGAGCUUCUCCGAUCCACGAGAAGAUGAGGGUUUCAAAAAUAGCUUUGAGUUCUUCGAAAACAUCUCGAGACAGUUCAAGUGCUCUAAAGACGCCGACUACGGUUUCUUCAAGUAAGACACUAAAGCUUCCUCUGGUGACUCCUCAGUCGGAAAACAGAAGGACGAAAACAACAUCAGAACACAUGACUCCUGGAAAUAGAAAAGUAGAUAGGAAAUGGCAUUCGGUCUCUGUGGAUCGUUCAAAGCCUUCAUCAGCUUCUGGAAACAACACACGUUCCCCAAUCGUAUCAUCUUCCUUUAGCUUCAAGAGUGACGAAAGAGCGGCAAAACGGAAGGAGUAUUUUCUAAAGCUGGAAGAGAAAUUCAAUGCUAAGGAGGAACAAAAAGUACGACUUCAAGCAAAAAAUAAGGAAAAAGCGGAAAAUGAACUUAGGAAACUACGUCAAAGCCUUGGUUUCAAGGCCAAGCCAAUGCCAGAUUUUUUUUGCGAAACAGAAACAAAGAAUCAGAUUCCUUUGACACGGCCUAAGUCUCCCAAACUUGGAAGGAGGACCAAACCUGGUGGGGUUCAGGAGACAAGCCCUCUACCACCUCCAAGAUCUCUAGUCAAGAAUGAUGGCUCCAAGCCUGUUGUGGAGAAGAAUAACCGAAUGCUAAAUUGUUCUCUCAGUUCAUUCCCAAAAAAGAAUACACAUGAGAAUACUUCACCAAAUAUCCAGCAUUAAGCAUACAAGUCCUUUUGCAUUUAUAUUAUGUUGCCUUCAUUGGUUGGGAGUUCCAGAUGUGGUUGACAACAGCUCUCUGCAUUUCGGGUAGCAGUUUUGUAUGUUUGCAUUUGUGUAUUCACUAGUAUGUUGUCUCAAUUGUUUCUUUAUUGAGGCAUUGUAGAACAGAGACAAUAGACUCCUACAACCAUGGCAAUCACCUGUAUGUUCCUACUAAAGGUUGUCUGUAUAUGUUCUAGUUCUUGGUUGUUAUGCAUCCUAUGUAUGAUGGUUUUGUUUUACUGUCUGCAAAUUGUUCAGGAAAUUAGUACUACAGACAUGUCAAACACCUUUAUUUUCCUCCUA